Molecule: messenger RNA, 1815 nt
Organism: Penicillium atrosanguineum
Lineage: Eukaryota; Fungi; Ascomycota; Eurotiomycetes; Eurotiales; Aspergillaceae
Product: F-box protein
Exons: 2
Molecular function (GO): protein binding
Source: RefSeq, a predicted model, not a curated record
CCUCCCACUGGCAUCAUCAUGCUCCCUGAUCUUCCCUCGGAGAUCAUAUUACAUAUCGCAAUACAUCUGCCUACUGUCAAUUCAUUGACGCACUUGGCACAAACUUGUCGUCGGUUAUAUAAAAUUGUCACAGCCGAAGAAGCAGCCUUCUUCCGGGCAUUUAUUCAACGACAGUUUCCAUCAACAAAGACACCACUUUUUUGGAAAGAUGCUGCAUGCGCCCUUACCUCUCGUUCACGUGCCCUAGACAGAUUGGGCAUUAUUGGCCGCUUCGUCCUGCCACCUGAGAAUGUAACCCGGGUCGGGUAUCAUCAAGAAACAAGAGACGACAACCCUACCUUGGGAUACCGACCUCCAAUUGACUCUUACGAGACCUGGAAUGGCGACUCCUGGGCGGACAAGAAGGAGGUUCUCGCCUGGGGCGCAGGUCACCAGCUGUUAAUGCGCAUCAAGCAGUCGGGAAGCCAACCACAUGAAAAUUGGAUUGUCUUCAAUGACCGGCACCAUGUUAGCAGUUAUGAUGAUAUCUGUGGCCUGCAUCUCAUGGGGCCAGAAUCUGGCGGCAAAAAGGCCGAUAUUGAACACUUGAUCCUUGGUCGCAUUCGCGGCGACAUUGUUCGCCUCGCUCUCUCCGCCAGUGAUACGGCCUUCGAGACAAAGCAGAGGUUCGCGACCAAGGGGAUGACUCUUGACCGAACAGACCUAAGUGAUGGCUCAGAGCCCAUUAUCUCCGGUCAUUUUGAUAAUGGCUCAAUCGCAUUGUACCAUACAGUCGACAAUACAGAAGAGGUCGAGCCGUUUACGUGGAUCGAGCCAAACAGCUUGUCACGAAGCCGAUAUUCAAAACUGCUCUCAUCGACGCGAAUUGCCGUGGCCACUGGAAGGUCGGAGGAUACAUUGUCAAUUUCAACCAUCUCUCCAGACGGCAUCUCCCGGGUUCGACAAAUCGGAGUGGAAUCAUUGGACAUUGAAGAUCAAAUUGGUCAUCCAGCGCAUAGCACUGUGUCUGCUAUUGCACCUCUAAAUUCCCACAGACUUGCCGGGAACCCAGGUGAUGUGUUCCUCGCCGCUUGGGGUGAUCGAACCAUCAGACUCCACGAUCUUCGCACUCCACAUUCCUAUGAAACAACAUACAUAGAUACCACGGACCCAAACCUUACAUACAGUGUUCACCCAUUUGGCCAUGAUAGGUUUCUCGCGGGCUCUGGCGGUGACGCCUUAGUCAAAAUAUUUGACCUUCGCAUGGACAAAACAUACGACUACCUUGAUGCCCAAGUCUCACACACACCAUCUCUAACAUCUCAUCAAAAAGAGAAGCGAGCGAAACGACCUCGGAAAAACUUUUCCCUUUUCCUGUCCUCGCCACCACCUCCCCUCUUCCGACAGCAGAAUGGUCGCAACCGAAGGAGAGGCCCAUAUCGUGGCCCGGUUUAUACAAUGUCCACGCCGUCCCCGUCUUCACAAACCGUAUAUACUGGCAUUGUGGACGGUGUCGUUCGUCUCGACUUUGCAUCGAUGGACGACCUAGCUGGACCAACAAAGGAGUGGUACGAACGUGUGCUUGACCUCAAUCUUCCCCAUAAGUCCGGGAUGUAUUCAGCUACAACGCCCGAUAAUAGCGCGGUGCUCAGACUAGCCGGUUUCGAGCGUCCAGACCCAGAUGAUUUGACUACUACAUCCAAGUUGAGAACGCAGACUGAGGAGUGGUGUCUCAAUCCCGAAAGCCAAUCCAACAAGGUGGAGGAGGAUGCAGGUUGGGAUUGGCGAUGGCAGCCACUCAGUGAACCUGGGGCCUGGAGACGGAGAGAUGGCUAA